UGCAAAAGUGCCUUUUCAUUCGCUUGUUUGCCUUUUGAGCGGAAGUGAGGUUAUGUCAGUGUGUCAAAACAGGGGCUCGCAAGUGUCUCGAAUUUGUGUGAUUUUCCAAGGUAUAAUUGAAUUAGGAAAAGCGUGAAAAUCACAGUGGGAUUGUUAUGCAAAUCAGUGAACAAGUUGAGAGGACAGUCAGCGUGGAAAAUCCCACGUAAAUUGCUGUGAGCUUCGAUUCCGUGCAUCACUUUUUUUUUCUCUUUGUGGCGAAUGUCGUCCGGAAGCAGACAAGUGCUGUCCUACCACGAGAGCCUCCUGCGGGAGUCGGACGUGAAUCUGCUGCGGGGCCCACACUGGCUCAACGACCAGAUAAUCUCCUUCUACUUCGAGUAUCUGGAGAAGGAAGUGUUCAAGGAAGCCACGGAGUUUCUCUUUGUGUCUCCGGAAGUCACGCAGUGUCUGAAAAUUGUGUCCAGCGACGAGGUCAGUGUCUUUCUGAGUCCUCUGAAUGCCACAGAGAAGGAUGUAAUCUUCUUUGCGCUGAAUAACAAUGACAACACAACGGCUGGCGGAUCGCAUUGGAGUCUCUUAGUGCUGUCACGACAGGAAAAUACCUUUUUCCACUUCGACUCCUCGUCCGGCAGCAAUCUGGCCAGCAGCAGGCGCUUCUUCAAUCACCUCAAGCGUCCCCUGAACUGUCCCACAGCGGAAUUGAUCGAACAAAACUGCCUGCAACAGUCGAAUUGCUACGAUUGCGGCAUUCAUCUCAUCUGUGUGGCCGAAAGAGUCGCUCAGCACUUCCUCACCGCCGGCAGUGUCUGCCAAACGCCCGACACGGCCAAGGAGCAGGUGUCGCGAAAGCGCCGAGACAUCCUGGACAUCAUUCGGCAGUUGGGAGGUGAAAUUUAA
This is a messenger RNA of Phlebotomus argentipes, 900 nucleotides long. RefSeq names its product sentrin-specific protease 8 (gene Den1). Gene Ontology annotation, molecular function: deNEDDylase activity; cysteine-type peptidase activity. Gene Ontology annotation, biological process: proteolysis. Bases 262 to 900 code for a protein of 212 amino acids. The record is from RefSeq and is a predicted model, not a curated record. Lineage: Eukaryota; Metazoa; Arthropoda; Insecta; Diptera; Psychodidae. The transcript has a single exon.